This is a messenger RNA of Branchiostoma belcheri (Belcher's lancelet), 4290 nucleotides long. Its product is annotated as la-related protein 4-like. Gene Ontology annotation, cellular component: cytosol; cytoplasmic stress granule. Lineage: Eukaryota; Metazoa; Chordata; Leptocardii; Amphioxiformes; Branchiostomatidae. The record is from RefSeq and is a predicted model, not a curated record. The coding region runs from base 255 to 2882 and encodes 875 amino acids. Gene Ontology annotation, biological process: positive regulation of translation. Gene Ontology annotation, molecular function: mRNA 3'-UTR binding. The transcript is spliced from 19 exons.
AACUGAAUCACGGGGUUGGGAGGAAUAUCCAUCCGCGCUUAUAACAUUAGGAUUUUGGUUCAGACAAAUUCUGUGCGUAUUGGAGCUCCAGUUUUCCUGUGUAUUGUGUGUCUACAUCUGGUUGAACAGUUUGUACAGAAUAGUUGGUGUUCAGAUCAAGGCUGCGUGUCAUAUCUAGAGGGAUAACACCAAGGAGGCGAGGAAAAGCGGCUCUAACUGGCGAAGGUUGUUAGUGGAUACGCGGGGUUCAUCUGAUGACUUCAGACGGGGUGUCCGAAGGACCGUCUGCAGGCGAGCCGCAACUCCACACGGGAACACCAACACAGAAGGGACCGCUGGCACUGAAUCCCAACGCCAAGGCCUGGCAGAGUCCCAUCACGUCCUCCACACCAGACUCAGGCAUCGGCAGUAACGAGGCAUGGCAGGACUCCAGCGAACAUGCCUCCACACCGCAGCUGGACACAUCUAUUGAUGGACCAACUGGAGAAGACAUCUUCCCCUUGAAUGGGGACAUCAGUGAGAUGCAGCCCGGUGCCAUGUUCCCUUCCUCUCCCAACCCAGCCAAGAUAAAGGACCUGCCGGACGGCGCGGCCUCCCCCAGCGGAGUCAGCUCCCCCCCUGGGAGUGUCAGCUCACCCCCCAGUAGUGAAUAUGCCUUCCCUACAUCCUCCUCAGCAGGACCUACUGCUGCAGGUGAAGGUGAGGAGAGCCAGGCUGCAGGAACCAUGAGUCAAGAGGAGCUCAAGAAAGUUCUGAAGUAUCAGCUGGAAUACUACUUCUCAAGGGAGAACCUGGCAAAUGACACGUACCUGGUGUCACAGAUGGACAGUGAUCAGUUUGUACCAAUCUGGACUAUAGCAAACUUUAACCAGGUGAAGAGACUAACCUCAGACAUGGAGCUUAUCAAGGAAUGUCUGCAAGAAUCUCCCAUGGUACAAGUGGAUGAUAAGGGAGAGAAGGUGAGACCCAACCAGAAACGCUGCAUCGUCAUUCUGAGGGAGAUUCCUGAGUCUACACCUCAGGAGGCUGUGGAGGGUCUGUUUUCAGGAGAAAAUUGCCCCAAGUUCUCCACCUGUGAGUUUGCCCACAAUGACAGCUGGUUCAUCACAUUUGAGUCAGAUACAGAUGCACAGAAGGCAUAUAAAUACCUACGUGAAGAGGUCCGUGAAUUUCUCGGAAAGCCCAUUAUGGCUAGAAUAAAGGCCAAGCCUUUGAUGCUGGGCACAGCUGUACCAAAGAACGGGAUAAAAAUGCCAGGCGUGGGGCCUCAGGCAUCAGCCAUAACCUCGGAUCCCAAUCUCUACAACAGGCAGCAGGGUGGGGGAGGGGGCGGGGGUGGGGGUGGAUAUGGAGGGUUCCCCCCUUACUCUGCCCCUCCCAUGUACCCGGCCAGUCCCCAGGCUGCCUACAUGUUCAACACCUUCUCCAUCCCACAGUGGGCAACUAGUCCACACUUCUUCAGCCCAGAUGUGAGCCCAUUUCAAAGCAAUGGUUUCCCUGCCUCACCAACCUACAAAACUCCCAUCAACACCUCCAGUCCCAGGGGCCAUCAGGGAAUUAGAAAUAGAAUGCCCUUUGUCUUCAGGAAAGGUGUAUAUUUCCCCAGGACGUCUGGUGUGAAGAUGCAUACCCGGUCACAGACCAACCCAGAGAAAGUCUCAACAGACAAGCUGCAAGUCAAUGUGGAAAACGGUGGAGUGCGGGGACCCGGGGGUGCAGACAGGAGUGUGGGGCCCGGGGGGAGCAGUAAUGGUGGGAGUGGGAGAAUAUCCAGUAGUCGGGGAGAGGUGCGCGGGGACAGGGAACGGGACACGGGCGGAGGUUACCCGCGCCGAGACAUGUCAGCUUCUCUCCAGUCACAGGAGACAAACGGACAGAUGGGGAGAGAUUCAAGGAGAGGUUAUACAAGGGGGCCGAGAAGAAGAGGGAAAGAAGACGACAGAAAUCCACGUCAGAAACAAGAUUCGCCCACAAACAUGCGAAGAGCGCCUUCUCCCAAGUUUGAUCUGACAUCCUCGUCAUUCCCACCCCUAUCUGAGACUUCGAUCAGCCAUAACAAGCCACUAGAGGAGGUUUUUGACAGCAGGAUGGCAGACAUUGUCAAACAGCCCCCAAAGCGUCUUCAGACAGACAGUAAGGUGCAGAUGCCGGUUGUGCAGACCAUCCCGGCCACGCCCACCUCCCCGGUGUCUCCUCCAGCCAAGCUGUCGGCCAACGUGACCGUCCCCAUCAUGUCCAACGCCAUGACACAGACCCCCCCUCUCACACCCCCAGCCUCACCGGGCCAACCCAAGCCUGUGCCUGGUGCUCCUCCGUACGCCGCCGAGCCUGCCCCUCUGCCUGACAGGAAGGCUGCCCAGUCACAAGGGAACCAACAACAGGCCACACAGACAACAACCUCUACACAAACAGUCCAGGCCAACAAUAACGCAUCAGCCUCCAACAACAAUAACAAUGAUGCUCAGGUGAAUGGGACCAUGGAUGAAAACUCCAUUUUGGCUCAGCCAAAGACUCUGGAGACUUACGCCAGCAUAGCAAGACGACCACCCAAACCCGGCCAGGCUCCUCCUCCUGUCACCUCCACCACCACCACGGCUACCCAGACUCAAAAUGCAAAUGCUGCUACAAACUCCACCCCAAAGGAGCAACAACCACAACAACAACAACAACGUAGGCCUUCCACCCCCCCACUGUCCAAACCCCCUCGCAAGUUGUCACCACCCCCCAAGGAGCAAAGAGUUCGCGAGCGUGAUAGAGACAGGGACAGACGCCCUCCCUUCCCCGUGCGUAACGGGAGGGAUUCUUACAGACAAUCCAGAGAGCGGGACAGGGAGAACCCUCGGCAAUCAAAGGACCAGAGACUUAAAUCCACUUCGAGUUGACCCUUUGACAAUGGCAGGUUUCAGCAAAGAUCAGGAUUUGGUCAUAUUGCACUUCUUAGAGUCUUUUCUUGAGAUACAAGAUCUGCUGCUCAAGGUCAAAGUCUGCCAAGUCCAGAAACAAAAAUAAAAAGUGCUCCUGAAACCCAAAGUAACCCUUCCAUUGAUGGUGCUGGCUCACUGGAAGCAUGAUCUCAAUAAUCAAUGAGGAUCGGCAGUUAGAUGCGUUUUUAGGCCCUUCAGAAAAGAUAUGUCGCUUAUCAUCAUUUGAAUCAGGUAGAUUUGAAAAGCUGCUGUGCUGGAGCAGACCUGGAACACAGUGUAGCAAUUCAGUGGGAACAACUUGAUUGAGAAGUGCACCGUUGUGUGUGCACCAGUGUGCUGGAGCUUCAUGCUAUGAUAUGCCAGCUCCAAGAAAUUGUCCUUCACUCAAGAAAUGUGCAAGAAGUCAUCUUUUAAGUCCAUGUAAUAUGUCUGGUGUGAGUACAUUACAUCUAGUGGGAAUGUAUUCCAAAUACAGGUUGUCAGCUAUGUGACAUGCACUGUGUCUCCUGGCAUGGCAACUGUGUUAGAAGAAAAAAAAACACAGGGAAAGGUUUUCAUUGUCCAUGUUGGAUAUAUUUCUGUUUGCAGCUGUGUAAGGGACUCAAGUAUUAAGUCAAGAAUGUUUGUAUAUCAAGUAUGAAUACCUUGUGCAGAACUAAGGAAUCAAUGUUGCAGGUUUUAUGAAGUAUUUGCUACGCACCAUGCAUUUUAUAUCCAGUAUUUCCUCCCUAAUGUGCCUAAGAUCUGACCACCCUCUUUUGUAAAUGGAAAAUAUCCAUGUAGUUUUAGAAAGUCAUUGGGACCUUGGAAGGACUUAAAGAAUUGCAUCACCCUCUUUUACAGAAAAAAUGGAUCAGUCACAUAUCUCAAGAAUACAUAAAACACACGUGUAUGACCAAACCAUUCUUCAGCAGGGGGUUGUCAGGGGCACUAAAAAGAAAUACUGGUCAAGUGGUUGUAGCAUACACACAACCCCAAUGUGCCUGAGUGGAUAAUACAUGUUCAAUGUAUGCAAUGAGGCUUCCAAUGCUACUAUUUGUCUCUGUACACUCAUAUAUAGGGCUGAGAGCUUUCCCCAGUCUUGGGGAUUACAUUGUAGGCUGCUGUGGGGUUCUACGUCCAUGCCCAAAUGCAUAUGCCAUGUAUUUCAAUAUAGAAAAUGGACAGACGUAGGGUAGAUACAAAGUUUAAGGUUGACAGACGUAUGUACAUGUACUGUUAUCAUGUACAUUUGUACUAUUUAUCAGUCUAUUGUAUGACAUAUUCCACAACAUCAACAGCUAACUGCUUGAAAGAUGGACAGCAUAGACAUGGAGCCCUUGUUACAGUAGCAUUAUGUUGACUGUGAUAGGGAAUGCGUAUAAAA